This is a messenger RNA of Lathyrus sativus (Indian pea), 558 nucleotides long. Lineage: Eukaryota; Viridiplantae; Streptophyta; Magnoliopsida; Fabales; Fabaceae. The record is from the annotation of a GenBank genome assembly.
AUGGCAUGUUUAGAAAUGUACAACUCAGAGCACAAAGGUCAUCAUCAUAAUCAAUAUCAUAAUCACAGUUUAUCAGUGAGUCCAAGAAUCUCAUUCUCAAACGAUUUUGUAGACACACAACAAGUUUCAAACCAAGAAAAAACCACUACUAAAUCAGAUGGACCAGUUUCAACUGACUUUGAGUUUUCUGUUUCAAACUACUCAAUGAUGAGUGCUGAUGAGCUUUUCUUCAAGGGAAGAUUGUUACCUUUUAAAGAUAGUAGCAAGAAAAUUACUACUCUAAGGGAAGAACUACUUGUAGAUGAUGAUGAAGUUUGUGAAAGACAAGGUUUUUCUCUUAGGCCGCCAAAAGGGUCGUCUUCUUCUACAACAAGGUGGAAAGGGUUUUUGGGUUUGAGAAAAAGUCACAUUGGUUCUAAGAAAGUCGAAAAGAGUGAAAAUGUUGAAUCAAGAAGAUCUGGUUUGGUCAAUGAGAGUGCAAGGCUUAACAUUGCUACUCCACAGGAGAUUUUGAUUGAAGGAGGGUCAAAUUGCAGUGACUUUGAGUUUGGAAUAUAG